GAGCACAACUGCGCUCCCGGAGACCUGCUGGUGCCGCCAUUGCGACCCGCUCUUGGAGGCCGUCGGUCCGUUUGUCGGUUUGCCCAAUUAGCUGCCCGCCUUGGCCCUAAUCCACGUUUCCGCAGUGAGAACCUAAUCCAACUCGACUUGGACCUUCCGAGUCGGACAACGCACGAUUACGAGCCUCCUCAAUUAGCACCGCAGUUAGUGGCUGCCUUGGAGGCAGCACUUCAAGACGAAGAGGAUCUUGAACUGGAUGGCAGUUAUUUGCGCCUGGGGAAGGCAAUGCGCCCAGGCUAUGUGGCCAAUAAUGCAAUGCUUAUGGUUCUACAAGCCUUCAGCUUAGUCUUGGAUCCAACUCUGAAUGCUGUUGGCGUCUAA
Molecule: messenger RNA, 381 nt
Organism: Protopolystoma xenopodis
Lineage: Eukaryota; Metazoa; Platyhelminthes; Monogenea; Polystomatidea; Polystomatidae
Source: the annotation of a GenBank genome assembly